Molecule: messenger RNA, 330 nt
Organism: Gracilinanus agilis (Agile Gracile Mouse Opossum)
Lineage: Eukaryota; Metazoa; Chordata; Mammalia; Didelphimorphia; Didelphidae
Product: peptidyl-prolyl cis-trans isomerase FKBP1A-like
Exons: 1
Coding region: 4-330 (108 amino acids)
Molecular function (GO): peptidyl-prolyl cis-trans isomerase activity
Source: RefSeq, a predicted model, not a curated record
AGGAUGGGAGUGGAGGUGGAGACCAUCUACCCUGGAGACCGCCGCACUUACCCCAAGCGAGGCCAGACCUGCGUGGUGCACUACACGGGGAUCUUUGAAGAUGGCGAAAAGUUUGAUUCCUCCCGUGACAGAAAUAAACCCUUCAAGUUUGUGAUGGGCAAGCAGGAGGUGAUCCGAGGCUGGGAAGAAGGAGUCGCCCAGAUGAGUGUGGGCCAGAGAGCGAAAAUGACCAUCUCUCCAGACUAUGCCUAUGGUCCCACUGGUCACCCAGGUACUAUUCCACCAAAUGCUACUCUCAUCUUUGAUGUGGAACUCAUAAAAUUGGAAUGA